CGGUUGGAUUUAACUAACACUGUCUCCUCCAGGGUCAGCUUCUUUGUUUAUCAAAAGAGAGAGGAAAAAAAGUUGUUAGAGAGAGAAACUGUGUCGUGUUAUAAACACCGAGGAUCUAGAGCGUGUUCUUUGAUAAGACUUUGAAACAUCAUGAUCUCACAUGUUCUUUGAUCUCAGAGUUUUAGAGUGAAGACCUUUAUUUAUCACUGAAGUUUGGUGUUUAAGCUGUUCACUCAUAUAAGAUUUGUGACUUGUAACUAGAGUGGAAAAUUUAAUCUAUAAGUUGCUUUGGUGAUAUAUUAAGUUCCGGGACUAUCUGUGUAUUGGGAAUCAAUGUCCUUCCGUAGUAUAGUUCGUGAUGUGAGAGAUGGAUUUGGAAGUUUAUCGAGGCGGAGUUUCGAGGUAAGGCUUCCUGGAAAUCAAAGGGGAAAAUCGCGUAGUUCGGUCCACGAAUUGCAUGAUCAGCCACCAGUUAUACAGAAUAGCCGGUGGGCUAGCCUUCCACCAGAGCUUCUUCGCGAUGUCAUUAAGAGACUGGAAGCAAAUGAGAGUACUUGGCCUGGUCGGAAGCACGUGGUUGCUUGUGCUGCUGUGUGCAAGUCUUGGAGAGAAAUGUGCAAAGAAAUUAUUAACAGUCUUGAAUACUGUGGGAAGAUUACUUUCCCUGUUUCUUUGAAGCAGCCCGGUUAUAGGGAUGGACCGAUUCAGUGUUUCAUCAAGAGAGACAAAUCUAAGCUGACAUAUCAUCUCUUCCUUUGCCUUAGUCCUGCCUUGCUUGUUGAAAAUGGAAAGUUUCUUCUCUCUGCGAAACGUACUAGAAGAACGACUUGCACGGAGUAUAUUAUAUCAAUGGAUGCAGAUAACAUAUCAAGAUCUAGUAGCACUUACAUCGGAAAGCUUAGGUCUAAUUUUCUCGGAACCAAGUUUAUAAUUUACGAUACACAGCCUCCGUAUAAUAAUGCUCAGCUGGCUCCACCUGGACGCAGCCGUAGAUUCUACUCGAAAAAAGUUUCUCCGAAGGUACCUAGUGGCAGCUACAAUAUCGCCCAAGUCACUUAUGAGUUGAAUGUCCUAGGUACUAGAGGCCCACGAAGGAUGAAUUGUGCUAUGUACUCAAUCCCCGCAUCGUCCCUUGAGCCCGGUGGCAUCGUCCCAGGCGAGCCAGAGCUUGUUCCCCGUUCACUCGAGGAUUCUUUUCGGAGUUUAUCCUUUGCAAAAUCAAUCGACACUUCAACUGAGUUUAGCAGCUGUAGGUUCUCUGACAUAAUGGGAGCUGGCAAUGAAGAUGACGAGGGGAAGGAGAUGCCUCUCGUUCUUAAGAACAAGUCUCCAAGAUGGCACGAACAGCUGCAGUGUUGGUGCCUUAACUUUAGGGGAAGGGUGACAGUCGCGUCGGUUAAGAAUUUUCAGCUGAUUGCUGCAACACAGCCUGCAGCUAGUGCGGCUCCUACGACAACAGGACCUGCACCUGCACGCUCUCAGCCGACACAGUCUGACCAUGACAAGAUUAUUCUUCAGUUUGGGAAGGUUGGCAAGGAUAUGUUCACAAUGGACUAUCGAUACCCUAUCUCGGCAUUUCAGGCUUUCGCCAUAUGCUUGACUAGCUUUGACACAAAGCUUGCAUGUGAAUAAUGACAAGAGAUAUAUGUGAUAAGUGCAUGUUUGGAAUCAUGAUAAAUUUGAUAAAAUUGCGGCGGCCCGUCAUUCUACCAACUACCAUGAAUCCAAACAUGCACUAAGACAAGUAGGAUGUAAUCUCCAUUUUAGGAAUUCAUAGCAUAGUGAAGCUGCAUUAAGUCAUUGUAUGCCUCAUAGUUAAUGUAAAGUACCAAACAAUCUGUGCCCAGUGUUCUUUUUUUUCUCUUUUGUUAUUGCCCUUUUCUUUUGAUUCAUAACAUAUUAGUAUGCUUUAGAGUUUAAACUAUCUUUCUUAAGCCUUGUUGAUGUAGACUUCAUUCCUUACUUUGUAUGUUUAAAGAUGUAAUAAAAAAUAUAGUAGCAUUCAAUAUU
Messenger RNA from Cicer arietinum (chickpea), 2010 nucleotides. Its product is annotated as tubby-like F-box protein 8. NCBI's taxonomy places the organism in Eukaryota, Viridiplantae, Streptophyta, Magnoliopsida, Fabales, Fabaceae. Gene Ontology annotation, molecular function: protein binding. The record is from RefSeq and is a predicted model, not a curated record.